Trichoderma harzianum CBS 226.95 is the source of this 1671-nucleotide messenger RNA. RefSeq lists its product as hypothetical. The transcript is spliced from 5 exons. The record is from RefSeq and is a predicted model, not a curated record. The coding region runs from base 1 to 1671 and encodes 556 amino acids. Gene Ontology annotation, molecular function: acid phosphatase activity. Lineage: Eukaryota; Fungi; Ascomycota; Sordariomycetes; Hypocreales; Hypocreaceae.
AUGCAUUCCAAUACGCUCACUUCAACGCUUCUACUUGCAUUGCUCGCCGAGGCUAGCUCUGCAAGGAGUCUAAACACAGUCAUUGAGGCUUCAUCCGUUGCCGGCGCCGUUGCUUCAGAUGCUUACCCCCCUUCUAGUACACACGUCAACUCGAAAUUAUUCCCGCCAGAGUCCAAAGUAGGAUAUCCCGGCCCUACGCCCACGGGAGAAGAGCCCGCUGCUAUUGAAACUGCCCCCAUCUAUCCUUAUAAUCAUGGGCCUUCAGACAGCUUCCCGCUUGUUGCAGCGCAGCCUUGGGGAGCGAGCAAAUUCGACAGGAAAAUCGACAUUACGAAAUACUGGGGCAAUCUUUCUCCUUGGUACUCUGUUUCCUCUGCGGACUACGGCCUUCCUGAUGCGAGUCCCCUGAUCCCCGAUGGCUGCAACAUUGUCCAGCUUCACCUUCUCUACCGCCACGGUGCCCGAUAUCCCACCAGCGGCGCCGCUCCAGCUACAUUUGCCCAAAAAGUCCACAACGCGACUCAAGCAAAAGGAUUCAACGUCACUGGAGAGCUAUCCUUCUUUUCCGACUGGACUUAUAAGCUCGGCGCAGAGUUGCUGACUCCCUUUGGCCGCAGCCAAAACUUCAAUCUAGGAGUGGCCUAUCGCCAGUUAUAUGGCCACCUUCUGAACAACUUCACUGCCACCAACACGAUUCCCGUCUUCCGCACUGAAUCCCAGGACCGCAUGGUCAAGACUGCUGAAAACUUUGCCGCUGGCUUCUUUGGAGUGCCUGAGUACUUGGACCAAGUCAACAUUGAGAUUCUUGUCGAGUCCCCUGGCCUUAACAACUCGGGUGCUCCUUAUGAAGUAUGCAACAACUCUAACAUCGCAAGCCGCGGAAGCAUUGGAUCUACGGUGGCAACGGAAUUUGCUUUAAAUGCCUUUAACAGCACCAUUGCUCGUUUGCAGUCUCAAGUCUUUGGCCUGAACCUGACGGCUACCGAUGCCAUUGCCAUGCUUCAACUAUGCUCUUACGAAACUCAUGCCCUAGGAUACUCGGCUUUCUGUAACCUCUUCACUGAAGAAGACUUCCUAAACUACGAAUACUACUAUGAUCUAUCCUUCUACUAUAACAACGGCCCCGGUUCUCCAGUUGCCGCUGCCCAAGGCAAAGGCUACCUCCAGGAAUUCGUCGCUCGUUUCACGCACUCAUUCCCUGCUGCUGACUCCGCCUUGAACAUCACUUACGACGACAACAAGACAUAUUUCCCAUUGAACCAGUCCAUCUAUGCCGAUGCAACCCAUGAGGUCGUCGUUCUCGACACUCUGACUGCGUUCAAUCUGACUGCACUAUUCCAAGGCCCGCCAUUGAGUCUGUCCGGCAACCAGAAGCGAAACUCUUUUGUCGCAAGCAAAAUCGUGCCCUUUGCCACUCAUUUCACCACCCAGAUUUUGGAAUGCCCCGCGUAUAAGCCUACUCGACAGAUCCGAUUCCUAGUUAAUGACGCCGUUGUUCCCAUCUCAGAUUAUCAUGGAUGCCCAAAGAAUGCCGAUGGACUUUGCUCUUUCGACCACGUCGUAUCAAUCCUCCAGAAGCGGAUUGACGAGAUUGACUUUGACUAUGACUGCUUCGCUAACUACACGGCAAAGGCAGGAGUUGAUUACAACGGCCGGGCUCCCAGAAAGUGA